GUGCCAAUCAUACAAUUGUGCUUAGCUCUGGGUUGCAUUAACGUAAUCAAAUUUAAGCAAGCAAGUAAAGUACUGUUGUCUUGUGGUACUCACCCUACUUAUCCUGGCAUCAAUUAUCGCUCAAAAUGGCUGCUUUGGAUAUAGCGUUUCACAUCAUACCUUUCAUACAUUGGGGCAUGAUUGUAUCGUUGUUCAUUGUAUCGGGAAUAGCAUGGUCCUUCAACCUAUGGGUCGUGCCGAUCAUUAAGAUGAACCCAUCGAAAAGCGCCAUCGCACAGCUAUUAGAGACAUCCCGACGCGGCGGAGCUUGGCUGGAGCCAUUGAAUGCAAGCUUUGCAUUUUUGUUUGGUAUAACGGCUGCUCUGAUUUCGCAGCACCCUGAUCCAAGUGUAGCUUCACAGUGGAAGCCGUUUGCGGCCUCUUUUGCUACGCUGCUUCAAGUAGCAUGGUGGGAAAGAGUGAUGAUCUUUCCGCUUGAGGGAUCAAUUGCGAAUCUAGGAAAGGGCAAGGAAAAGAGCGGGGGUGCUGAGGGAGCUUGGAUGGACCAUGAGACCAGCAAGGUCCUGCACAAGUCUCUGGAUGAGUGGUCUCGAUGGCAUGCAGUCCGCGCAACGCUGCCAUUGAUCGGAUCGCUGAUCGCAUUUGUCACGAAGCUUCAAAGUGGGGUUUGACUCGGGGAUUAUGGAAAUGAAAAUGGACAGCGAAAAACGUCUCGAUGACAUGCGUAAGCUGGUCGGAACGAUAGUGGAGGUGUAAGCAGGGACUAGUCAUGGGUCUUGGCUAUCCGCAGUACCCCAAGAAUGUAGAUAGAGUGGAGAACAGCUGAACAGCUGAUGAUCACAUUAGUUCGAGCCUGCAUGAUAGUGAUAUCACAUGGGCGCCGAGCAUCAGCACAAUUAAAUAUUGGUAAUAUAAGCGAGUAUACCGAAGAUACCAUUGGUCAUCCGGUUUAUUUA
Bipolaris maydis ATCC 48331 is the source of this 956-nucleotide messenger RNA. RefSeq lists its product as uncharacterized. NCBI's taxonomy places the organism in Eukaryota, Fungi, Ascomycota, Dothideomycetes, Pleosporales, Pleosporaceae. The record is from RefSeq and is a predicted model, not a curated record.